Molecule: messenger RNA, 4481 nt
Organism: Calliphora vicina (urban bluebottle blowfly)
Lineage: Eukaryota; Metazoa; Arthropoda; Insecta; Diptera; Calliphoridae
Gene: Atx-1
Product: Ataxin 1
Exons: 3
Coding region: 1009-3423 (804 amino acids)
Biological process (GO): regulation of DNA-templated transcription
Molecular function (GO): protein binding; RNA binding
Source: RefSeq, a predicted model, not a curated record
UUGUCGUGUUAUGUUCUAUGUGUGCGAACGCUAGUGUGCUCUUACGAGAAGGCCAAACGAUUAGUUAGCUGUCUGCUGAUACAUCGUGUUAGUAUGAGUUCAAUAAUCAGAGUGAGAAGUAGUUGUAUUAGUUGUUAAGCGAGAAGAAGGCGAAAAGAUAGAACACCAACCGUAAGACGGUUAUGGGAAAAAUUCUCUAAGAAAAAUACAAAAAAUACAGAUGAAAAGUGAUCAAGUCAUAUAAACAAAACAAUUUAAAGUGAAAAUAAAAACAUUAUUUAUUAACAAACGGACCGAGCCGGUCGGUGUACUCUCUGACGUGUGAAAAAUACUAUAUAAAAAUAUUCGCUUUUAUUUUAUUUUUAUUUAAUUUUCAAUUUAUUCUAAAAUAUAAAAACAUUUUAAAAUAAUUGAUCAGAACUAUUUUUGGAUUAAACAACAAACAGCCACAACAAAAACACAUAAUAAUAAAAGAAUAAAUAUAAACAGCCAUAAUGAAUUCACCACAAAACAAGAUUGAAUGAACAAUUUAAUAAUAGUACGAAAAAAAUUCAAUAAAUUUAACAUAACAUAACAAAAUAAUAAUAACAAAUAUACAAAUUCUAAUGUGUUAUUAAAGAAUUUUACGUGCGUUAUAAAUAACAAACUUAAAAGCUAAAAUAAAAUUAUUGAAAAAAAAUAUAGAUUCUUUCGCGAGUGUGAUACUGAGAACAAAGUGCCAAAAUUUCAAAAGUCGAUAAAAACCAUCUUGUUGCUACUUUUGAAUGAUCUCCAUUGAUGAAAUCCCCACUCAAUCAUUGUGUUCCUGCUUGAAUUGAUGAUUUCAAUAGUUAAAAAAAGAAAAAACAAAAAUUUUAUAUGAAAAAAGCAAAAAAAAAGUGAAUUUUAAUUGAUAUUGAAUCGAAACGAAUUGUAUUGAAACGAAUUGGCAUUUUAAUAAUGAGUGUAGUAGUGGUAGUAGAUUUUUCUGUGCGUGUAUGAGUUUUAAUUGGAUAUCUUGAUUAUAGCAUGUCAAAUGAUGAAUACAAAACAUCUUUGCUGAAUUAUAAUCGCUAUUAUUUUGGUCAACCCACAACAAACAACAACAACAACUAUUGCAGCAACAACAGCAGCAGCAUAUAUCAAACAGUAUUUCCAGCUAAACGAAGUGAUAAAAACUCUCAAACAACUCCCUCAUCCCAAAAACCUACAUAUCAAACGGAUGAUGUUAAUGACAAUAACAACAACAACAACAAUAGUAACAACACAGAUAAACGUGUUAUAGAUUCCCAAUUUGUGCCUAUGAAUCUAAUAACAAAUACGGGUUUGGAUUUAAGUCAUUCCAUAAGAAAACCAACAUUUACAAACUAUUACAACAACGAAUCAUUAACUUACCACAACAACUCAUAUGUCUCAUCGCCCUCUUCGUCCACCUCAGCUUCAAUAGACGUAGAAAACGACGACGACGACGACCACAACGACGAUAGUGGUGAUCGGAUUAUGUCCCCCGUAAGCAUUCCAUCCCACCACCAGCAAAAACCACUUCUAAACGAUACUCGCAAUCCCAGCCAAAGUGCCUUUACCAAUAUGGAAUUGACAGCGGGCUCAAUACCCUCCGGAUUUCCGCUCAACUACCAGCAACUAUAUGCCAAUAAUGCGGCUCUCUAUGGAGCUCCCGUUAUGUUCUCUGGUGCCAUACAUGCUGCUCAUGCCUCCUAUAUGGCGGGACUACCGCUACAUGCGGCUCUCUCGCCCAAUGAAAACUAUCUUAAGGCCAUACAAGCCUGUGGCAUCUACAGUCACACAGCUUUAGCGCCACCACCACCACCUCCACCCGCAUCUUCAUCAGCUUCUGUCAAUCCUUCGUUAAUUUCCAUGAAAUCCUCAUCACUGCACAAUACCACAGGUUCAUCAAUGAUGGCGCUGGCGCCCUCCUCACAGCCUAUGGGUAUUUCCAAAUCACCUCAACAACAUCAUCAUCAACAUCAGCAACAACAGCAACAGCACUAUUCGCCGAAUAUAGCAAGUAGUGGAAGCAUAGCGGAAGUUGAACAACAGAAAAAGGAUUAUCAUGUAUCGCCAUUAAAUUCACAAACAGCAUUGAGAUUAAGUGCAAGUGGCAGCGGUAAUGGCAAUAGUAGCGGCACCUACCUGAAUGAUAAAGUGAAUGAACGUUUGACAAGUGUCGAUGCCACAAAAGAUUCGCAUUUCAAAGUGCCAAACGGCAAAGAAGGUUCGCUUAAACAUCGCAUUUUACGACCACCCAGCAAUAGUGAAUGUGCAACGGAGCCAAAUAAAACUCCUGUAAUGAGAACCUAUAGUACCAAUUCAAAUUUUAAGAAAGGAAACUACAUUGAACUCUCUAAUGGAGCUUUACGCAGAGUUGAAGAUAUGCGCACCGAGGAUUUCAUACAAUGUGCAGAACGUAGUCCACAUCAUCAACUGGCCGAGUCCACUGUAGUUAAGAUCAAUACUAGUCUGCCCACAACGGCUGUGAUAACAUUUAGUUAUGAUAGAAACCGAUCAAAGGUUGAUAUGGAAGUAUCAUUCGAUCAUCCAUUCUUUGUAUAUGGUCAAGGUUGGGCCUCGUGCAAUCCCGAAAUGUCUAUGAAAAUGUUUGGUCUAAAAUGUCAACGUUUACAGGUCGGCGACAUUUGUAUAUCGUUAACAAAGCGAGAACAGCCCAGGCAAUCAACACCACCGGUAGCUGUACCGCACACAACACAGAAUAGUUCAUUGUCCCAAUUAAAUGAGGCUCUAAACUAUCAGAGAAGACACGCUUUGGCGGUGUCUAGCCCCAAUGCAGCUAAUCUUAAAUCACCCUCAUUGCCAACUAUGAGUGCAACAACGGAAAUGCCUUAUGCUGCCACAAUGAAUGCUCAUGCUUUCUCAAUACCUGUACCACAGCCAAAUCAUCAUCUGCAACAACAGCAGCAGCAGCAACAUCAUCACCAUCAAGUACAACAACAGGCUUAUGCCGAAAUGGCCAAGUUAAUGUCUUCCUAUGCCUAUGCUAAGGGUCUGCCACAACUGCCUCACGAACAGCUAAAAGAAGUUGUUAUGGAUGCUGCCUUGUUGCAAAAUUUACCACCAAAAAUGAUGUCGGCUUUUUAUCAAAAUCAAAUUUUCCAAUUAGCCCAACAGCAGCAACAGCAUCAGCAGCAGCAGGAACACUUGAGACAAACAGAACUGAAACAUAAUCAACAAAGAGUAACAAAUGCUCAUUAUAAUAUGCCUACCAGCCUGAACAGUAGUCAUAGUCCCCAACCCACCGAUUUGGAGAACAACCAUCAUAGUCAGCAACAACCACCCCAAACUCAACCUUUGGACGUUACCAUGUCACGUAAAAGACGCUGGUCUGCUCCCGAAAAUAUGUUCGAUGACGAUGAGUCAGAUACUCAGCCACCUCGCAAUGGAUCAUCACCCGCCACUGCCAGAUCGUAAAACGAAUUUCAAGAGUUAAUACAACGAUCCUCGGUUAAAACAAGUCGAUGAGUUAGUUAAAUCAAGCAAACAAACCAACCCAACCAACCAAGCAACCAAGCAACCCCAUUUAAAAAAUGAUCUCAAAUAUUUGUAAACAAAUGCUAUGACAAUGGAUGGAUUAUUGUCCUGUACUUUUUUUGAUCGAUUUUUAUUUUAUAACUAUUAAUUUUAAUUAUGUCUAACUAAACAUGUAAAUACGGAUGACUGCAAAUUGUCGCAAAAGAUAAGUUUGAAACUUUACUCAGCACAAACACACAAAACAAUUAAUUAAUUAAUAUAUGUAUGACUUUGUAAACUUUAACCAACCAAAUAUCGAAACUAAAAAAACUCUGGGUAAAGAAUCUACUAAAUAAAUAAUUAAAAAAAAUUUGAAAGUAACGAAAAUUCAAGUACUAUUUGAAACUAGACUGCAAAUGUAUAGAACAUAUAACAAAAACAACAACCAACAGCCAUAUAAACAAUAAUUAUUUUAUACUUAAGUUUAGUUUAAAAAAAAAUAUAACAACAACCAACAACCAUAAAACUGAAUAUUAUUUUAGUCAUUUGAACCAAUUGCUAAUUCAAAAUAAACAAAAUAUUACAAACAAUAAUUAUGAAAAAAAAAACACACAAACAAACAAAUCUACUCUUAAACUCAAGAAACAAUAAAAUAAUACAGCUUAAAGUCAUAUAUAAUUAGAUCCAUACUCCUCUAUCUAUAUAAAGUACGAAAUACAUACAUAUUAAAAAAAUAAUAAAAAUAAAAAAGAAUUAAAUAUAUAUCAAUCAUAUAUAUACAAUAAAUCUAAAUAAAUACAUACAGACAUAUAAAAUCAGGGUACAUACAAUAAAAACAAAACCAAUUAUACAAAUAAAUAUACAUACAUACAUACAUACGUAUGUAUGUAUAUAAUAGUUAUUUAUAUAUGUAUACAUUUUGUAAAUAUGUAAAUUUAUGUUAUUGUAUAUUUUAUUAAUUGUUCGUAAAUAAAUCUUUAGAUGUUAAACAAUUUUUUAUAAUGUCAAAAAAAAAUAAA